AUGCACACUUUGACACUCCUCACCUUUGCCGUUUUAUUGGGCAACACUCUGACCAUGGCAGGAAAAGUGCUAGUUCGCGUCGAUUCCCGCGACCCUGACGUGAUACAGCGAUGCAAUGGCUUCAAAAUACACUGUCCGCAAGUAUUGCCAGAAAAUUUCGAGCCUUUACAUUACAUGGAAAACAAUCUCCUAGACAGGUGGGGAGCAACGUGGAAAGACAAGGCGCACGCGACGGAAUACAUAAACAGGUAUGCCCCCAAGGGCCGUGCUUGGAUUUAUUGGCUCGAGGUGAAGGCCGAGGACGUCCCCGAAGAAAUCACCCACAACAACCAACCAGACAUAUCUAGAUACCCCUUUAGCAAGGUCACCGAGUGGGUACAUUCAAGUUACCAUGGUAUAUUUAGGGUCCCGAACCCGGAGUACAGGGCGGGAUUAUGGGCAUCGAUACGCAAAAAUGUAAAGGGCGGUCGGUGA
This is a messenger RNA of Pyricularia oryzae 70-15, 474 nucleotides long. RefSeq lists its product as uncharacterized. NCBI's taxonomy places the organism in Eukaryota, Fungi, Ascomycota, Sordariomycetes, Magnaporthales, Pyriculariaceae. The transcript has a single exon. The record is from RefSeq and is a predicted model, not a curated record. The coding region runs from base 1 to 474 and encodes 157 amino acids.